Molecule: messenger RNA, 2200 nt
Organism: Solea solea (common sole)
Lineage: Eukaryota; Metazoa; Chordata; Actinopteri; Pleuronectiformes; Soleidae
Gene: slc37a2
Product: solute carrier family 37 member 2
Exons: 18
Coding region: 457-1953 (498 amino acids)
Biological process (GO): glucose-6-phosphate transport; phosphate ion transmembrane transport
Cellular component (GO): endoplasmic reticulum membrane
Molecular function (GO): glucose 6-phosphate:phosphate antiporter activity
Source: RefSeq, a predicted model, not a curated record
CUAUAUCCGGUUUGUCGUCACUUCGUGGGGAGGUCACGUGGCUAACCGGGACGUUCCGUCUGGAAAAAAUCGACAGGAAUAAUCACAUUUUUUUCUAAUAAUAAUAAUAAUAAUUGUCUAUUCAUAACAGACGCCUCUUUUUCGGAUGCGGAGGCAGGCUGACUGCCCGCCUUGGUGCAUAUAAACCCAGCGGAACACGAUGGAGACCCGGCGAGAGUUCACGGACUUUAGCUUUCAACGCGAAGCUAAACCGCUGUUGAUUUAUUUUUUUAGCACCUAGCAUUCAUUACGUAACCUUAACUCUUAACUGCUAAAUUAGUUCGUCAUAACAAACGGUCGCUUUUAUUCUCCGGUUCGACUUGAACUGUGCUCUUCGUGGACAAUGUCUGGGACCAAACUGUGGUAGUUGUUGUUUUUGUUGAAAGUUUGUUCUUUUAUUUAUUUUUAUACACAAAAAUGAGAUCUCCCCUGGCUCCCGGCAUACGACUCAUCACCUCGUUCUCUCGAGAUGGUUGGUAUCGCAGUUUCAUCCUCUUACUCACGUUCCUCUUCUACACAGCCUACCAUCUGUCGCGGAAACCUAUCAGCAUUGUCAAGAGUGAGCUGCACAGAAACUGCUCCUCAGUCAUUCGACCCGUGGACCUUAACAUAACCAACAAUGCUACCUGGUGUGAUUGGGCUCCUUUUGACCAAGACAACUAUCACACACUGUUUGGGAUCUUGGAUAAUUGUUUCCUGGUUGCCUAUGCCUUCGGCAUGUUCUUCAGUGGGAUAUUUGGAGAGCGGCUCCCUCUGCGGUACUACCUGAGUGUCGGGAUGCUGCUGAGUGGAUUGUUCACAGCUCUGUUUGGCCUUGGGUUCUACUGGAAUAUUCACUCUUUAGGUUACUACGCCGUCAUCCAGGUGCUGAACGGACUGGUGCAGACCACCGGGUGGCCGGCAGUAGUGGCUUGUGUUGGGAACUGGUUUGGAAAGGGGAAGCGUGGGUUCAUCAUGGGUGUGUGGAACUCCCACACCUCUGUGGGGAACAUCUUAGGCUCGCUCAUCGCGGGAGUCUUCGUCUCCUCGGAGUGGGGGAUGUCGUUCAUCGUGCCGGGGCUCAUCAUCGCCUCGACGGGGAUCCUCUGCUUCUUCUUCCUGGUCGAGAAACCUGAAGACGUGAACUGCACUCCUCCUCAGCAUCACAGCCACCAAGACAGUGGUGAAGUAGAACCUCUCUUGCAGAACUCGCCCCGAAACAUAAACAGCAACGGUUCCAUCUCGAGUGAGACGCCGGCGAUCGUCGAGGACCACACGGAGGCCAUCAGCUUCUGUGAGGCUCUCAGUAUACCUGGCGUGGUGGAGUUUUCUCUCUGUCUGCUGUUUGCUAAGCUGGUCAGCUACACCUUCCUGUUCUGGCUUCCACUUUACAUUUCAAAUGUUGCACAUUUUGAAGCCAAACAGGCAGGAGACAUGUCCACGCUGUUUGAUGUGGGAGGGAUUGUGGGAGGCAUCACAGCGGGCCUCGUGUCUGACUACACUGGAGGAAGAGCGGCAACCUGCUGCGUCAUGUUGCUCACUGCUGCCCCCAUGCUUUUCCUCUAUAACUUCAUUGGACAGAGGAGCCUUGCUACUACAGUUGGGAUGCUGUUGUUGUGCGGAGGUCUGGUGAACGGACCGUACGCCCUCAUCACCACUGCUGUGUCUGCUGACCUGGGAACACAUGAGAGUCUGAGAGGAAACUCCAGGGCUUUGUCGACCGUGACAGCCAUUAUUGAUGGCACCGGUUCAGUCGGAGCUGCGUUGGGUCCUCUGUUAGCUGGACUGAUUUCUCCCACAGGCUGGAACAACGUCUUCUACAUGCUCAUCUGUUCUGAUAUCCUGGCCUGUUUGUUUUUGUCCAGACUGGUUUAUAAGGAAGCUCAAGGCUGGUGUGGACGUCUUCACAGAGGGAGAGGGUUCAAAGAAAUCUGAGUGACUCACAGAAGCAAAGUAGGAACAAAAACACACAGAAGACGAGGGAAACGAUCGUGACGCUGACCUCAGCGAAGCCUUUAGCGGACGAUACGAGGCACUGACCACACGAUGGAAGCCUUCCUUUUAAUGUAAAACAGCCUGAAAUGUGUCUUUGUGGAGACACAGUUUGUUUUUUUAUGACCACUCAUUACUAAUUCUAACUUGUUUGUUCAUAUUCUUUUAUCAUUAAAGUGUAUAUACGGUG